AUGGGAAACUCUCAAGGAAAACCGGUGUCUUACAACGAUGCGGUCAACCUCAACCACUUCCGCCUCCUUCGGGUUGUCGGUAAAGGUGCCUUUGGCAAAGUUCGCAUCGUCGAGAGGAAGGAUACUGGGCUGACGUUUGCCCUUAAGUAUAUCCGCAAGGAAGAGGUUGUUCGAUCGGAAAGUGUCAGGAAUAUCAUUCGUGAACGACGGAUGCUAGAACAUCUGAACCAUCCCUUCCUUUGCAAUUUGCGAUACAGCUUUCAGGAUAUGGAAUACAUCUACAUUGUGGUGGAUUUGAUGAAUGGCGGCGAUCUUCGGUUUCAUAUCUCACGCAAGUGUUUCACCGAGGAGGCCGUGCGGUUCUGGAUGGCAGAGCUUGGUUGUGCGUUGCGGUACAUUCACUCUCAAGGCAUUAUCCAUCGCGAUCUCAAGCCCGACAACGUGUUACUGGAUUCCGAGGGACAUGUUCACUUGGCUGACUUCAACGUGGCGUCUGAUUUCCGACCGGGUAAACCGCUGACUAGCAAGUCGGGCACUCUGGCUUACUUGGCCCCAGAAGUAUACGAGGGAGGUGGAUAUUACUUCGAGGUCGACUGGUGGUCGUUGGGUGUUACGUUCUACGAGUGCAUCUAUAACAAGCGACCGUUUGAAGGCCGAAGCCAGGACACUCUGAGUGAGAACAUCAAAAAAGCCCAACCGAAAUACUAUGUCACAAAUCCCGCUGUAUCGGUUCCGUGUCUUCGGGCUCUGUCAGCAUUGAUGGAACGAGACCGCAGCCGCCGAAUCGGUGCCAUCGGGUUCGAAACCUUCACCUCGCAUAUGUUCUUCGCCGAUAUCGACUUCGAUGCUCUCGAGCGCAAAGAGAUUCCUCCAGUUUUUCGACCGUCGAGUGACAAAACCAACUUCGAUGCGACUUAUGAUCUGGAGGAGUUGCUCCUUGAGGAGGCGCCCCUAGAGGCUCGAGCCCGCCGGCAGAAGCCCCGAGCGGAGCUCCGCGAGGAUGCAACUGCAAAGGAGAUCCGUGAAGAUGAACUUCAUCGUCUAAUCGAGACCAUGUUCGAGCCCUUCGACUAUACCCUGGUCAGCUACCAAGGCAAUGCGGCUGAUGCCAUUGCGGCCCAAGUCAAUCCUGAAGACUGCCUUCCCAUUGCCACCGCUACAACUACCGCCCAUUCCCGACAACUCUCUCAGCCUGAAUCAGCAGCCCGUAACUCAUCACCUCCACAGCAUGAGGGAACCUUCUAUCCGGUGCCUCAGCCCCAGUCCCAGCAUGAGAAUAUGACUGUAGUCAGCGAGAACCUUGAUCCGAACGAUUUUGUUGCUGGACCGCAGCCCCCUUCGCCCUCGACCCGCGCAUCUCCUUCACCCCCACCUUCUGCACCGCCUUUCCACCGGCCCCUCCCCCUGCACCGCGUCCUCGUGGUGCCACAAGAAAAAUGA
Penicillium macrosclerotiorum is the source of this 1440-nucleotide messenger RNA. RefSeq lists its product as uncharacterized. NCBI's taxonomy places the organism in Eukaryota, Fungi, Ascomycota, Eurotiomycetes, Eurotiales, Aspergillaceae. The transcript has 7 exons. Bases 1 to 1440 code for a protein of 479 amino acids. Gene Ontology annotation, molecular function: ATP binding; protein serine/threonine kinase activity. Gene Ontology annotation, biological process: intracellular signal transduction; peptidyl-serine phosphorylation. The record is from RefSeq and is a predicted model, not a curated record.